Molecule: messenger RNA, 474 nt
Organism: Trichomonas vaginalis G3
Lineage: Eukaryota; Parabasalia; Trichomonadida; Trichomonadidae
Exons: 1
Coding region: 1-474 (157 amino acids)
Source: RefSeq, a predicted model, not a curated record
AUGAUGCUCUUUCUCCUUACAUUCAUUAGGAAAAAUCAUGAGUUGGAUUUACCAGAUGACAGCUUCGAUGUAGAUCUUCCAAGAACACCUUUCCAAACAAUUGCUGCAACAACACCUUUAGCUACAGAAUCGCGUUAUGAACAGUAUCAGGAUGUUACUGUUACUACAGAGCCAAACUAUACAGAACAAAAUUUGCUUUAUGCAUUCAUCGCUUUGGUCUGCGUUGCUGUUGUUGGUAUCAUUGCUUCUGUUACUUAUUUUGUUAUCAAAAAGCGAAAUGCUGGCCAAGUUGCAGCAUCAGCUAACGACCAAGAAGAGGAGUCAGGAGAUGGCAAGCAGAAUACAACACAAACACGAACAAUAACAAUGACAGGAACCCGUUCAAUGCGUCAAACAAUUCCAUCCAGAACUACAACUGCAAAUACAACAAUGCAUGCUAAAUCUAUUUAUGCAGUUAAUACAGUUAUCCUGUAA